GCGUUUUCUUAGUGGCCUUAGUAUAGUAUUGCGAUCAAGUCCAUUGGUGAUAAUCUUUAAUCUUUAAUAUCAUAAAUAUGAACUGCAUAGGCAUUUAUUUGAUUUUAUCGACAGCGGUUUUGGUUGUGCUAUCAGCACCUUCAGGGAUAGGUGAAACUAAUUCGGUUGAAAAGGAACCGGUAGUAUACAAAACAAGUGAAACUAAUUCGAUUGAAAAGAAACCGGUAGUAUACAAAACAAAUAAAGGUCCUCCCGAUGCACCGAAUAAAUGUUUAACUAGGGUUUCUAUGGGGUGUUGCUGUCCUUUAGUAACUUGUUUAUAUUUGGGUAGAAAAUGUUGUGGAUUAGAUGAUACAGAUAAUCCCAAUCCUUUUAGUUAUGCUGAUGAUAAAGAUUAAGAAGGAUUUAAAGGUGUCAUAAUAAUAUCCAGUUUCUUAACAGUUUCCAAUCAAUUAUCAAAUUGUGUAUUUAUUUUUUCAAAACCAUGUUUAUAUAUUUUACUAAAUCAUAAUAAACAUUUUUAUUCGGCCAA
Molecule: messenger RNA, 532 nt
Organism: Adelges cooleyi (spruce gall adelgid)
Lineage: Eukaryota; Metazoa; Arthropoda; Insecta; Hemiptera; Adelgidae
Exons: 5
Coding region: 78-398 (106 amino acids)
Source: RefSeq, a predicted model, not a curated record